Molecule: messenger RNA, 914 nt
Organism: Salvia miltiorrhiza (redroot sage)
Lineage: Eukaryota; Viridiplantae; Streptophyta; Magnoliopsida; Lamiales; Lamiaceae
Product: high mobility group B protein 14
Exons: 5
Coding region: 140-601 (153 amino acids)
Source: RefSeq, a predicted model, not a curated record
CACGUACCAAAUUGAACAAAUCAUAAAGUUUUUUUUCAAAGCUGUUGUAAUUUCCCCCAAAUUCCGCUCGUGGGCAUAUCGACUCACCGAUCGGCCGUUGCAGAACCCUCCGCCACAAUCAAGCGGCGCCGCCGUCGAGAUGGCAAAAACUAGAAGUUGUACAGCUUCCUCAGCUUCCGCUUCUAUCAAAACUAACGGGAAAAUUGCUUUGCUAGGGAAGCAUGGAGAAACGAAGAAGAAGGCUGGAAGGAAGCGGACGGCGCGAAAAAUUGUAUCAAGAAUUGACGCCAUGAAGCCCAAGAAACCUCCCACGGCUUUCUUCUAUUUCCUGGAGGAUUUUCGUAAGGAAUACCAAGAGCAGAAGCCGGAUAUCAAGUCGAUGCGUGAUAUCGGGAAAGCAUGUGGAGAGAAGUGGAAAACAAUGACAUAUGAGGAAAAGGUGAAGUACUACGACAUUGCCACUGAAAAACGAGCAGAGUUUGAUAUAGCUAUGGCAAACUUCACUAAAAGAAAGGUAAAAUGUAGAUAUUUCCUGCGUGCAUUGAUAGAUGUAGAAAAGAGGAAGGUAGUCAUUGGUAGACAUAUCCUAACACGAAGAUGAUUUGCAGGAAAGUGGGGAAUUUGAUGAAGAUGAUUUGGAACUUGAUGACGACUCAGAUUUUGACGGAUGAAACUGGUACGAAAGGGUACUAUGCUCAACUGUAGAUGCCACCUCCCUCAACUCUGUUUCUGUAUCUGUAUCAUUUCUUGUGCAGUAAAUUCAAGUAGUUUUAGGGUUAUCAGUCUUUCAGUAUUUGAUUCAAUUUCGAUGAACAAGCACGUUUCCACAAGCGUUCUAAACCUUGCUGUCUCUUGUCCAAAUCUUCUCCUUUUUUCAUGAUCUCAAUAUACAUCUCCUAUCUUGCAUGGUUCAA